Ramularia collo-cygni is the source of this 1323-nucleotide messenger RNA. RefSeq names its product actin-related protein Arp2/3 complex, subunit Arp3. The record is from RefSeq and is a predicted model, not a curated record. Gene Ontology annotation, cellular component: actin cortical patch; Arp2/3 protein complex. NCBI's taxonomy places the organism in Eukaryota, Fungi, Ascomycota, Dothideomycetes, Mycosphaerellales, Mycosphaerellaceae. The coding region runs from base 1 to 1323 and encodes 440 amino acids. The transcript is spliced from 4 exons. Gene Ontology annotation, biological process: Arp2/3 complex-mediated actin nucleation. Gene Ontology annotation, molecular function: actin filament binding.
AUGGCGAACCAGACUCCUGCUGUUGUCAUGGACAACGGUACCGGAUACUCCAAGCUAGGAUUCGCCGGCAAUGACUCGCCCUCCUUCGUUUUUCCCACCGCCAUUGCAACCAAAGGCCCAGCGGCAGGUGGAGGCUCCGGCUCCGGACGCCCCGCGGUCGCCAAYAAGCCAUCAUUUUUGACAGGCGGCGCAGGGCCUGGGGGUCACUUGUCGGCAAAGAGAGGAACGGAGGACUUGGACUUUUUCAUCGGAGACGAGGCGCUGGCAGCAUCAUCGGGUCCUGGAUACGGACUACACUACCCCAUUCGACAUGGACAAAUUGAGAACUGGGACCACAUGGAGCGCUUUUGGUCCAACAGCAUCUUCAAGUACCUGCGAGUCGAGCCUGAAGACCACCAUUUCCUCCUGACCGAGCCACCUCUUAACCCACCUGAAAAUCGCGAAAACACCGCCGAAAUCAUGUUUGAAUCCUUCAACUGCGCAGGUCUUUACAUUGCCGUUCAAGCCGUACUCGCUCUUGCCGCUUCGUGGACCUCAUCCAAAGUCCAGGAUCGCUCAUUAACAGGAACUGUUAUCGACUCCGGUGAGGGUGUGACCCACGUCAUUCCUGUCGCAGAAGGCUACGUCAUUGGCAGCAGCAUCAAGAGCAUCCCAAUUGCAGGCCGUGACAUCACCUACUUUGUGCAAUCCCUUCUCCGUGACCGAGGCGAGCCAGACAGUAGCUUGAAGACUGCCGAGCGGAUAAAGGAGGAGUUCUGCUAUGUCUGCCCUGAUAUCGUCAAGGAAUUCGCACGCUUCGACCGGGACUCAGAUGAUCGAUUCAAGAAGUACGAGGUCAAGCAGCCUGGUGGYAAGAGCGUCACGGUGGACGUUGGAUAUGAACGCUUCCUCGCGCCUGAGAUCUUCUUCAACCCCGAAAUCUACAGCUCUGACUUUCUUACUCCACUACCAAACAUUGUGGACACCGUCAUCCAGACAUCACCCAUCGAUGUCCGAAGAGGUCUGUACAAGAACAUUGUCCUCUCCGGUGGAUCCACCCUAUACAACCAGUUCGGCCGUCGACUACAGCGAGACAUUCGUCAUUUGGUAGAUGCAAGGAUAGCGGCUUCGGAAGCCAAGGCAGGAAAUGCGGCCAAGAGUGGCGGAUUGGAAGUUCAAGUCAUUACGCACAAACGGCAGCGACAUGGUCCAUGGUUCGGAGGCUCGCUUCUUGGUCAGACACCAGAGUUCAGGAGCUACUGCCAUACCAAGGCGGAGUACGACGAGAUAGGUCCGAGCAUCGUCCGCAGAUUUGCAUUGCUGGGAGGCCCAGGCAGUACGUAG